UAAUAACAGUAACAGUAGCAAAUAAUUGACUCUAAAAUAUGUAUAACUUAGAUUUUUCAACUUUUAAAAAAGUAAAAAAGUCAUGAUUGAUGUUCAUUGUCAUAUAUCAGCCAGUGAAUUUUCUGAAGAUUUCAAUGAUCUUAUAAAUGAGGCCAAAAAGGUUGGAGUUGAAGCAAUUGUUGCUGUUAGUGAGUUUCCAAGUGAUUUUCAAAAAGUUAUAAAGCUUUCUGAACUUUAUCCAAACUUUAUAUAUCCUUGUAUUGGUGUGCAUCCCGUCCAGGUAUCUAAUCAAAGUGUAUCGCUAGAGGCUAUGCAAAUUGCAGAAAAAUUUAUUCAAGAUUACAAUAAAAUCCUUGUUGGAAUAGGAGAAAUUGGUUUAGACUUUACACCAAGAUAUAUAAAUUCUCCAACUGAUAAAGCAGUUCAGCGAGAUGUAUUUCAAAAGCAGGUUGCAUUAGCAAAAGAGUACGAUUUGCCAAUAAAUGUUCAUUCUCGCUCUGCUGGUAGACCAGUUAUAGAUCUGCUUAUAGAACAAGGUGCAACUAAAGUCUUACUUCACGCAUUUGAUGGUAAAAUCUCAGUUGCAAUUAGAGGUGUUGAAGCCGGAUACUAUUUUUCUGUUCCACCUUGUAUUGUAAGAUCUGAACAAAAGCAGAAGUUAGUCGCUGCGAUUCCUUUGUCAAAUUUAUUAUUGGAGACUGAUGCCCCUGCUUUAGGUCCAAGCAUUACGAUGCGAAAUGUUCCUGCUAAUAUAAUGAUUUCAUGCCGCGAAGUUGCUCGAAUUAAAAAUAUUUCCUUCGAAGAAGUCUUUUUUCAAACAAGUCAAAACGCACGAAAAUUAUUUGAUAAAAUUAAGUAAAUUUCCAAAUUAUAAACCGCUUUUAA
Molecule: messenger RNA, 885 nt
Organism: Hydra vulgaris (swiftwater hydra)
Lineage: Eukaryota; Metazoa; Cnidaria; Hydrozoa; Anthoathecata; Hydridae
Product: putative deoxyribonuclease TATDN3
Molecular function (GO): hydrolase activity, acting on ester bonds
Source: RefSeq, a predicted model, not a curated record